This is a messenger RNA of Myripristis murdjan (pinecone soldierfish), 2129 nucleotides long. It is a transcript of the gene gata5, whose product is annotated as GATA binding protein 5. Gene Ontology annotation, biological process: negative regulation of transcription by RNA polymerase II; cell fate commitment; positive regulation of transcription by RNA polymerase II. The record is from RefSeq and is a predicted model, not a curated record. Gene Ontology annotation, cellular component: nucleus. The coding region runs from base 411 to 1565 and encodes 384 amino acids. The transcript is spliced from 7 exons. Gene Ontology annotation, molecular function: RNA polymerase II cis-regulatory region sequence-specific DNA binding; zinc ion binding; DNA-binding transcription factor activity, RNA polymerase II-specific. Lineage: Eukaryota; Metazoa; Chordata; Actinopteri; Holocentriformes; Holocentridae.
GGCUGCAAUUGUCCCGGACCAAAAAACGACGCUUGGUUUCAUUUUAUCCCGACCAUUGCGCACAACUUUUACGCAUUAAACAGAUAUUUGGAGAGGCUCCGCUGUGUUCCUUCGUCGGACUGUAUGCGUCUAGAGUGACCAAGUUUGCCCACUGCGCUCUUCUAUUGAGUUUGUACGGCUAAGGACCGGACAUUUUAUCACCCGACUGUCCUUAUCUGGCCAGGAGACUCCAGAAGGUUUUUAUACAAUCACCUUUUGAAAAAGGUUCACAGAAUUUCCUCGGGAGAGCGUGGAAGUGCCUUUACGCGUGGACAGCAUCGCGCCACAGGACUGGGAUCACCUUCAGAAAACAUCCAACCUUUAUUUACUAUUUUCUGAGCAGCACAUAAGCCUAAAUCAGAAUCCGCAAAAUGUAUCAAAGCCUGGCGUUGUCCUCCAACCAGUCACCUUAUGCGCAUGACACCGGGAAUUACAUCCACCCCUCGGCCAGCUCUCCGGUCUACGUCCCCACCACCAGAGUCCCGGCCAUGCUGCCCACCCUGCCCUACCUGCAGACAUGUGACACCCCCCACCAGUCCCACGGCCUCGGCGGGCACCACGGCUGGCCCCAGACCGGCACGGAUGGCUCCUCAUUCACGCCCAGCAGUCCGCACCCUCCUCCCGGAUUCUCCUACUCGCACAGCCCGCCUGUCAGCACCAAUACUGGCCGGGAUACGACCUACCAGAGCCCGCUGGUUCUCGGUAACGGCGCCCGGGCCGACCAGUAUGGAGGUGCACUGGUGCGCUCUGUCGGAGGGUCCUAUUCCAGCCCCUACGCUUACAUGAGCCCCGAGAUGGCCACCUCCUCCUGGACCCCCGGACACUUCGAGAGCGGGGUGAUCAGUCUGCAGGGACGGCAAGGAGGCCUGUCUGGAAGAAGAUCCAGUCUGGACCUGAUGGAGGAGAUGUCCACCGAGGGCCGGGAGUGCGUCAACUGCGGCUCCAUCUCCACGCCGCUGUGGCGGAGGGACGGGACCGGCCACUAUCUGUGUAACGCCUGCGGCCUCUACCACAAGAUGAACGGCAUCAACAGGCCGCUCAUUAAGCCUCAGAAACGCCUGCAGACCACAUCCCGCCGGGCCGGUCUGUGCUGCACUAACUGCCACACCAGCACCACCACGCUGUGGAGGCGCAACGCUGAAGGAGAACCUGUCUGUAACGCCUGUGGCCUUUACAUGAAGCUGCACGGGGUGCCCAGACCUCUGGCCAUGAAGAAAGAGAGUAUUCAGACCAGGAAACGCAAGCCCAAGAUGCCCAAGAAUAAAACCUCCACAGGAGGAUCCACGGCCUCUGACACCAGCUCCCCGUCCUCCCUCUCAGUAUCAGAACAUGCCUCCACCAUAAAGAGUGAACCCAACAUGGCCCCUUCACCCUACGCUGGACAGACUGUCACAUCUGUCUCUCAGACGUCCUCUCAGUUGGACAGCACAGGAUCAGGACAUGUGGACAUUAAAUUUGAGGAUUAUCCCUUUACCCCGAGCUCCAUCGCCCCACACAACUCCUGGUGUGCUCUGUCUCAAGCAUGAGGAGACUCUGAACGCUUCUACCAAUACAGCACAGUACAAUCACCAUGCCGGGAACACAUGUCUUGAUUUGGCUUUGUCGUGGAAGCCAUUAUCGAAGUCUCUCCGUCCUUUUAAGUGGGUCACAUGACUACUGCGGGGUUUCCUCCAGUUGUGGGGCGACAGCAGUGAAGCAAGUGUGAAAAAAGGGCGACUUAAAUGAUGUCUAGAUUUCUUCCUGGUUUCAUCUGACUCGGGGACCAUCUCAUCUGGUUGAUAUAAUCCUCUCAUCAGGUUGGGCUUAUUUACAGGCUUAGUUGGAACACAGCUCACCUGGACCAAACAAGGACACAGGGUACCUGAACUGCAGUUUUACAAAUGUAUGGCUCUAAAUCGUCCUGUUAACUGCAGCACACCUACAUGAGCGAAACCUGAACCAGGACUUAACACUGACGCCUGGCUCCGCCGAGCUCAGAUCCAACACGCCACGAACUCAGCUCGGCUGGAUGACAAAUUAUAGACUUGUGACUAGAACUACCUAUUACUUUAAGUCUCUUCAUUUUGAAGAAACACUAGCCAAGAUACCGA